AUGGUUAGCUAUCGCAUUGUCGCUACUGCCGGCCUUGUAGCCUCGGUCUACGCCCUUCCUUUGAACAUCAACCUCGGUGCCUACUCUCCUGCUUUGGUAGUAGGUGAUGGUGAGAUAUCUUUCGGAGGAGGCCAGGAUGUAUCACAACUAUUCAAUACACUUGAGGGAGCUGCCGUGAACGCUGCUACCGGUAAAUCCAACACUGGCGCUGCCCAAGCUGCCGCUCCUGCUGUAGCCGCUCCGGCGACUGCGGUUCCGGCCGCCGCUCCUGUUGCUGCUGCGAGCAUCACUACUGCUCCCGCUGCCGCUGUCGUCGCCGAGGAGAGUACCAAGGAUGCCACGGCUGUGGCCGCAAACCCUGCGUCUGACUCGACACUUUCCGAGCAGGCCGCUUCUAUCUCUACCCUCCAAGGAAUGGGUAAGGAGAUUGCUCCCCGAGAGGGUGAAUCCCCCGUCGCCAAGCGUGACCUCCAAGGAUUCGACCGCGCUCUACAGUACGCCGAGAAUGCCUUGACCAAGGGACCCGUUAUUCAACUCGGAACUGGUGAGGGUGGUGCUGGCGUCGGCAUCAUUGUCGACAACAGACCCACUACUGCUGCCGCCGCUGGUACUGCGGGUGCUGCUCGGCCUGCUGCUGCCGGCAAGCGCGAUGAGACUUCUGCCUCGCAACCUCGCCGCCGAACAAAGAUCACCACUAUGUAUGUUCGCCGUGGUGUUCCAACUGCCAUGCAGUCAUCUGAUCUCGAGACCCGUGACAUCAAGUCAUUCGUAGUUCCAGCUGCAGAGUCUCUUAACACGGAGAAGCGGGAAGUGACUGCCGAGGAGAAGCGAGAGAGCACAUCGGCCCUCGACGCCAUCAACUUGAAUGUCGACGACCCUCAAGGUAUCACCAUGACCUUUGUCGAGACCUCUGAUGAUGACGACGAAGAAUGA
Molecule: messenger RNA, 933 nt
Organism: Truncatella angustata
Lineage: Eukaryota; Fungi; Ascomycota; Sordariomycetes; Amphisphaeriales; Sporocadaceae
Exons: 4
Coding region: 1-933 (310 amino acids)
Source: RefSeq, a predicted model, not a curated record